Dichotomopilus funicola is the source of this 2412-nucleotide messenger RNA. RefSeq lists its product as uncharacterized. Bases 1 to 2412 code for a protein of 803 amino acids. NCBI's taxonomy places the organism in Eukaryota, Fungi, Ascomycota, Sordariomycetes, Sordariales, Chaetomiaceae. The transcript is spliced from 6 exons. The record is from RefSeq and is a predicted model, not a curated record.
AUGCCAUCAGAGCGAACGUCUUUCUUCAGUCGGCUCCGGCCGAGCCCCGACGCAAGCGAGACGGCACCACCAGCAUACACUGCUGAGGACAACACGCCACAACCUCCCGGCGCCCAGGGCGGUCCGAGCAAUGCCACCGACCUUGAGGCCGAGGCGGCUAACCUGACCGCCGCAUUCGACAACCUCUCGCUUUCCAACACGCCAGGCGACCCCACCGUCGACAGUUGCCUCGCCCAUCUCAAGCUGUUGUUCGCGAUCCAGUGGAUGAAAGAGGACGUCGGUUUCUCUGAUGGGCUUUGGGGGCUGUGGGACUCGAAUGCUGGGCCGAUUGACCCCAUUCUGAAGGCACGGCCUGAGAAGGAGAAAGCGAGGGAGAAGAAAGAUGAGAAAGGAGUCGAGGAAGCUCAGGAGCCAAGCGUGGAGGAGAAGCUGCGAAACAAGAACCUCGAGAUGCUCAGCAAGAUCCGCGAGAAGCGAUGGGCUCUGUUUGUGGCCCGCGCUGUGGAUCGGUACGAGGCGUGGUGGGAGGCUCUCAAGAAGAUGACGGACGCAGUGCCGUUGUGUGAGGCCGAUAUGGUCAGUCGAGAGUCUUUGACGUAUGCCGGGUUUCCUAGCAACCCAUCGCCGUUUUUUAAGUGGCAGGAAUCUAUGCUUCCACCUCUCGACGUUCUCAUGGUGUGGCACACACACAUGCUGAACCCUCGCGCGUUUCUUGAGGACGCGAUCCUGGCUGGGAUGCGGGACUUCUGGGGCAUAGGCCUGCCGUGGGACUUGGUCAACAAGGCCAUUGACACAGACUUCAACUACAACGUCUCGCCCGAGUGCAAGAGUUUCUGGACCGGGAUGACUGGUCGGGCCUGGGAAAACCCCAACGACCCCAUGAGCAAGACGAUCCGAUGCCCUCGCUGCAGCACCGAUGUAGAAGUGCCAUGGACGACAUGCGAGGUUCCCGAAAACCGCACCUCCGAGAUCUUUGACAAUUACUCGGGCCAGGGCUACGGAGACUCCCAAUUCAGCUUCCCCUGUACGAAGUGCAGCGUCUGCUUACGAAAAGAGCUCCUCGCGGUCGACAAGUUCAUCCGGGACCACAAACUUCUCCUAGGCCCAAGCAACCGCCCGAUGCCAGGCACGAUUCUCGAUCCCAAGACGGGCCGACCAACGGCCCCUCCACCCGCCCGGAUGCCCCAUACGUUCCCGAACCGGAUGUUGAAGAGCGGGUGCGCGGCGAUCCGGAGCACCAUCACCUCGAUCGUGACCUCGCGGAGCAACUGGAAUCCGUCGAUGGAAGACGUCCGCCAGGCGAUCGACGCAGCACUUGCGGAAAAGGACAGCGCCAAAACGAUCGAUAAAAUGACCACCGGCGGUCGCUACCGGUUGCCGGCCGCCUCGCGCGUCGCGGUGCGCAAGAUGAUGUCGCGGUACUGGGAGAACUGCAGCAUGUUUGCAUUGGACCUGUCCGGUGCCGUUAUGCGGCAGGGGGUCUUUGUCGAAAAGAUGUGCCAGCUCGACUGGUUGCACAGCCCGUCGGCCCGUGACACCAUGGCCCGACUUCUGGUCAAGUACCGGCGGUUCAUGGGCAUCUUGACGGAACGCCCGGGCAACAUCGCGGUGCCGACGCUUGACGUCGACUUGGCCUGGCACACCCACCAGCUGGAUCCCACGCGGUAUUACGCCUUUACCGUCAACCGGGGCGGUCGGUUUAUCGACCAUGACGACAAGAUUGCGGAGAAUACGCUGAGCGAACAGUUUGAGUGGACCAGCAAGGUGUACCAGGAGUUGUACGGCGAAGUGUACAGCGAAUGCACUUGUUGGUAUUGCGAGUCUAUCCGCUCAUCGCUGGUGAGCUCCGUGGGCAGAGCGCUUGGAGUCUCGAAACAGGGGAAAGUUGCCGAAACGUUCCACAAAUCGGGCGCGGCCUCUCUUCACCCCCCUUCCUCCUCAGCGCACAUCUCCGCCCACCCGGCCGUCCUCCCCCGCACCCGCGGAUUCGUCAACGCCCUCGAUCCAGACGCCGUCACCGCCGGCCUCAACGCGUCCCACAACCGCAAACUCGACAUGGCGUACCUCAAAGCACGUGACCGCGCCAAGAAGAAAGGCCGUGAGCCUCCCCGUCGCGAGGAAGUCUACUACGACCACUGGGGGUAUCCGUACCUGUACGCCGCGCCGUACGCUUACCCGCUGUGGUGGACUCCCGGGCUGUAUUACGGGUGGUAUCCCGGGUAUGUCGCAGCAUGUGCCACGGGGGCAUAUGGAGGGUGUUGUAAUGGGACGUGUGGCGGUGGUGUGGCGGCUGGUGCUUGUGGCGGUGCAGGGAUGGCAGGUGGAGGUGGUUGUGGUGGUGGAGGGGGAGGAGGGUGUGGAGGGGGCGGAGGCGGAGGCGGAUGCGGAGGUGGAGGGUGUGGUGGUGGGUGA